AUGGCCGCCGAUUUGAAAACACUAAAAUCUUCGGAGGAUGAACUACCGACUUCGCUCACGAUUAGGGAAAACCUCGAAAGGUUUUUUGAAACGUUGACAUUGAAAAAGUUUCCCAAGUUAUCUUAUAUAAUUGUAACAUGCUCACUUUUUGAAAAUGUGAGUGAGGCUGGUUUGAUGGGUUUAAUGGCAAUAUACUUUCAAACACUUUUCAAUCUCGAACCUUCAGAGAUUACAGUUGCUUUGCAUUUGUACAAUUUUUUAAAAUACCUUGCUGUCGUAUUUGGAGCAGUCCUUGCCGAUUCGUACUUCGGUAGAGUAAAAAUGAUUAAUAUUGGACAGUUAAUAGUAUUUCUUGGAAACACUUUACUGACUGUUUCUUCUAUUCUGAGAAUGGAUUUUCCAAGCAGGUUUGUACUGGUUCUGUCAUUAUUUGCUAAAGUCAUUGGUCCAGGAUUCAUAUUGCCUUGCUUAGUGCCAUUGGCUGCGGAUCAGGUCGGGGAACAGAAUACAACCUAUGCAGAAAUGAAGGCAUUUUUCGUGUUUUAUUUUGCAAUGCUACAAGUGAGCGAGUUCUUUGCGAAACUGUUUUUACCACUCGUACUUGAAGUUUCUUGCUUUAACUUAGAUUCUUGUUAUCCUCUAGCCUUUGGAAUUUCUGCCAUUUUUUCACUUAUACCAUUACUGGUUUUUUAUAUGGUUAAAAAUCAGUGCUUCAACAUACGCCCGCACCAGCCAAUCAUCAUCCAAGGGCUACAAUGCUGCAUGCAUGCUUUGAUGAUGAAAAUUAAAAAUAGAAAAAAAGAAAAAAGGGUCCAUUGGCUCCAUCAUGCCGAUGAUAGAUAUGAUGUGAAGUUCAUAGAAGAUAUUAGGUGUACAAUCGAUGUCCUGUUUGUACCAAUACCAUUUUACUGGUCAUUGUGUGACCAGCAGUACACCUCUUGGACGCUGCAAGCUGCUCGUCUGAACACAGAAAUUUGCACCGGUUUCCAAAUCAUGCCUGAACAAACACAGGCUUUUGGACCUUUCCUUUUCUUGUUUUUCAUACCUAUCUUCCACUUUUUCAUUUACGAUUUAUUAUAUCCAUUCAAGUUCCUCAGGACUCUUCUCAGGAGAAUGGUAACUGGUGGCUUCCUGAUCGGAUUGGCGUUCUUGAUGGCCAACAAUUUAGAAUUGAGAAUAGAGUUUUCAUAUGCUGAUCUACCAGCAUCAGACAAAGCUUAUAUGUAUGUAUUCAAUGGAAUUAAUUCAGAGGUCAGCAUCCAGAUAGAGAAUCAUAAUGUUUUCAUACCACCUUAUGGUUUUUCUCAACUCACUGUACAAUUAUCUGAAGAGGCAUCAAAAUUUGAAGCAAUGAUAAGUCAUGAUGGCAAGAAGAUAUUUUCUGAAUUUACAGCAGCACAGCAAACGGCUAUGUCAUUUGCAGUUGUUGGUCCUGAGCCUAUUGAAUUCCUAAGGAUCGGAGAAGGGAAAUAUGACGUUAGUAAACAUGCUAAAGGCAGGGUUAAACUGAGGAUAAUAUGUGUCGAAAAAGUCUAUUGUAAGGAUAUGAUUCUCCGCUUCUACCCUAAAACUUGGUAUAUUCAGAGACCCAUAAUAGCUAAAAUUAAUGACGUUCAACAACCCGUAGAAAUGAAAAUGCUCUCGGGAGUCUAUGAGGUCUACACAGAUGUAGACGACCUAACACAUUUAGCCAAUGUUGUCGAGUUGGGAACUGGUGGAGUUUAUAACAUAAUGGUCUUUCGUACGGAAAACAAAACAACUAUCAAGCAGUUCGAAAUCACUCCAUCGAAUGAAAUUAGUGUUCUCUGGAUGUUACCUCAAUACUCUGUCUUAUCUGUGAGCAUGGUACUCUUUCGUAUAUCUGCCUUGGCUUUUAUUUAUACAGAGACCCCAGAUCAAAUGAAAUCCCUAGCCUGGUCAAUGUGUUAUAUGACCCUGAGUACUGGCAACAUCAUAACAGUCAUCUUCGGUGGAAGUGGAAAACCGUCGACCUCCUUCCUAAUAUUUGGCUUAGGAAUGUUUCUGGGUAUGUUACUCUUCAUAUGGUCAGCCUCUACGUUCAAAUAUACCCAUAAAUAUCCAGACAGGCGAUCUAGGAAAUCAAUAUUAAAUGUUUUUUAA
Messenger RNA from Nezara viridula (southern green stink bug), 2121 nucleotides. Lineage: Eukaryota; Metazoa; Arthropoda; Insecta; Hemiptera; Pentatomidae. The record is from the annotation of a GenBank genome assembly.